Molecule: messenger RNA, 753 nt
Organism: Panicum virgatum (switchgrass)
Lineage: Eukaryota; Viridiplantae; Streptophyta; Magnoliopsida; Poales; Poaceae
Product: AAA-ATPase ASD, mitochondrial-like
Exons: 3
Coding region: 1-753 (250 amino acids)
Source: RefSeq, a predicted model, not a curated record
AUGCUCCUGGACUUCCACCUCCGGCCGCUCAUCCGGCGGCUGCUCCUGUUCCUGGACUCCUACGUGACCAUCGACAUCUCCGGCAAGCCCGACUACUCCACGGACCGGAUCAAGUCCAGCGACGCCUAUGAGGAGGUGAAGGCGUACCUGAGCCCUGCGUGCGCGCGCGACACGCUCGAGCUCGACGGCGAUGGCGCCCCCGACGGCGACGGCUUCGUGCUCAGCCCCCGCGAGGGGCAGGAGGUGUCCGACGAGUUCAAGGGCGUCGCCGUGAGGUGGGCGUCGGUGCGGCCCGCCAGACAGAGCCGCGACCACCACUGCCUCCGCCUCACGUUCCACCGGCGCCACCGGGAGCUCGUCGUCGGCGAGUACCUGCCGCACGUCCGCCGCCGCGGCCGCGACGCCAUGUUCGGGAACCGCCGCCGGAGGCUCUACACCAACAAGAAGGACAUGGAUUAUUCUAGUAAGGUGUGGAGCUACAUUGACUUCGAGCACCCGACGACCUUCGACACCCUCGCCAUGCACCCGGAGAAGAAGCACAGGAUCAUGGACGACCUCGACGAUUUCCGCAGCAGCAGGGAGUACUACCGGCGCAUCGGCAAGGCGUGGAAGAGAGGAUGCAGUGGUGACAUCGUCGAUGGCGUGAACGGCGUCGGGGAUGUAGCGCAGACGCUCCUUGAACAUCCUCUCGGGGUAGCGGCGGCCUUCAGGAUGCCACUGGCACUGUCCCGGGCGUGGAACUCGCACUUCUGA